AUGCCCCAAACCACCGUCUGCAGAUGGCUUCCCAAGGACCGAGCAGUCGUUGACAGAUUCGUGGACGAAUACUACGGGCGUAGUUGUCUCGUCCAUGGGCGUAGCCCUAAAACCGGCAAGCGUGUCGCGGAGGUGGGGGAGAAGCUGGAGUCAGCGAUACGCAAAUCCGGCGUUAGCGUUAACCCCCGCACCCUGCGGUGCCACUACCGCGUCCGGGACGGCGAGAAGGAAUUUGUUUGCACUGUCCGCGAGUUGGACACUAUAGUGCAGGAAUUCAAAGAUUACAUUGAAAAGGAGCGCGUGGUCUACGAUGCGUUCAAUGCGAUGUUCGAGCAGGCUCCCCCGCCUGCUGAUGGAACGGGUAAUGCAAAGAUCAACAACUAUGAGGACCUAAUGGAGAUGUUCGACACGAUCCUGACGACAGCACCUUCCCAUGGCGGGGACAGUGCGAGCGACAUGGCGGCGUCUGUUCCCUUUUACGCUGUCAUUUCACGUUUCUGCAACACUCCUGCGGGCUAUAUCGCGUUCACCCACCCUGGAGUAAAUAAGAAAUUCUACAGGCUAUUCAUGAAAUGGAACGAGUUCCUCGCGUCACCAGCGUCCAAGAGGGUCCUUCACAGUGGAGACGGCGGCUGGCUCAGUACGGCAGCGCUCAAUGAGAUUGUCGAGUACGCUGGUGGAGACCCUGCGCAGCAGACAUUUGACAGCAUUUACAUUUGUGAUACCAGCGAUCCUCACUACGGUUACAAGUCCUAUGACGAUUUCUUCGUCAGGGAGUUGAAAGCCGCCCACCGCGCCGUUGUUUUUCCUGAGGACCCAGCGAUCGUUAAUUCAGCAUGCUCGUCCACCAUCAACCACAUCCACUCCAACCUCAAGAGGAUUGAUAGAUUCUGGCUCAAAAACACCCCUUACUCCCUCAACCAUAUGCUCGCAGAAGAUGAACUUGUUGACCAUUUCGUCGGCGGGACUCUUAUCCAGGCUAUGCUUGCAUCUCUCGAUUAUCACCGUUGGCGCAGUCCCGUAAACGGUACCGUCGUAAAGACACGCCUCAUUGCGGGCAUGAAUCAUGGUAACCAACCGCCGCCUACCUACUUCGCGGCUCGCUGGGACGAUGAGGAGGAUCCAGACGUCGUUACUCGCUCGCAGGACUUCGUCACGGCCAUAUCUACCCGUGCUUUGAUUUUUAUCCAAGCUGAGGAGCCCGUUGGCUUGAUGUGCUUCGUGGGUGUUGGCUUAUGCGAGGUGUCGUCUUGCGAUAUUACCGUCAAGGAGGGUCAGGUACUCAAGAAGGGCGAUCAGCUGGGCAUGUUCCACUUCGGAGGAUCUACCCACUGCCUCAUCUUCGGCGGUGGCGUGACCGUGACGCCGAUCAUGCAGCCUGGCAAGGACGACGACGGCAACGACAUCGAAAUACCAUUGAAGGAAUCGAAGGUGCGAGUUGGCAAAGACAUCCUCACCGUAGCAAAGAGGGUUUGA
Messenger RNA from Pisolithus orientalis, 1476 nucleotides. RefSeq names its product Phophatidylserine decarboxylase-domain-containing protein. The record is from RefSeq and is a predicted model, not a curated record. Bases 1 to 1476 code for a protein of 491 amino acids. Lineage: Eukaryota; Fungi; Basidiomycota; Agaricomycetes; Boletales; Pisolithaceae. Gene Ontology annotation, molecular function: phosphatidylserine decarboxylase activity. The transcript is spliced from 2 exons. Gene Ontology annotation, biological process: phosphatidylethanolamine biosynthetic process. Gene Ontology annotation, cellular component: mitochondrion.